Molecule: messenger RNA, 3620 nt
Organism: Nicotiana tabacum (common tobacco)
Lineage: Eukaryota; Viridiplantae; Streptophyta; Magnoliopsida; Solanales; Solanaceae
Source: RefSeq, a predicted model, not a curated record
UUAUACUGGGUUGUUGUUGUUGUUGUUGCAAGUCUAUGUUGAAGAUACAAGAAAAUAAAUAAAAGUGUGCUUCUUUAAAAGCUUGAACUUUUAGGUGGUACAUGGAGUUCAACAUGGUAUCAAGGCAACUCUUGGCACAACCAUUCUCAUGCUCGUAGGAAAGUCGGGUUCCUCUCUCAAAUUAGUUUAUUGAGCUGUUUUUUGUCUAUCUCCCAAUUUAGUGUGUUGAGUUAUUAACAUGGCUCUAGGCACACUCAUUAGUAAGCUUUUUAGAUGAGAUUUUCACACAAUUUAACAUAGUACGAGAGCAAGCACAAGUUCUGAGUUCAAAUUCUCACCGUCAUUCACAUGCUUGACCUAUGAGAAAGAUUCAGUUUGCACGUGAGGGGUGCAUUGAAGGUAUAACUAGGUAAAAAAAUGUACCUUUCUAAAAGUUUAAGCUUUUAGAUAAAGUGGUCACAAAUUCAAUCGUGUAACUGAUUCACAUUUAUCAGACGUGUGUACAUAAACAAAUUCAUGUUUUUCCCUCGCAGCCUGUAAAUCCUUUGAAUUUUAAGGAUUUUCCCCUGCUUCUCUGCUAGCUACAGCCACACUACAUGGCUCUUAAUAUAUAAUGUGAAAAUUAUAUAACGUGGAAUGUCGACCUAGUAAUAUGUCUUGCUUUGCGAAGGUAAAACAUUUUUUGUGUUGUACCAGUGUAUGUGGCACAAACUCUUUUCCACUAUGAUAUCUGGGAACUGGGGAAGUAGAAAUGGGAUUACAUGGCAUGUAGAGAGCCAGAAUUUUGAAAGGAUUUCCUUAUAAAAUGGUGAUCCAUUUCCUCGUAAGAUUUCAGUCUUUGGUUCAGAUACUAGUGAUGCUGAGGAAUUCUAGCAGAGGUUCACUGGAGAACUGAAGCACUAUCGCGAUUUGCAAUCUAGACCACUAUAUAUUUAUGCUUGUUAACUUCCAUAUAUUGUGGGCAUCAGUUAGAAUAUUCAGGAAUUGCUAAUAAGUUGCACUUGUGCUUGUUUUCAUUGAACUUUUUUUGGUUUUAGCCAUUGAUUGAUGAAUCAGUCAGAACAUUGGAUGAUAAGAUAAAAUGGUAGUCAAAACUUUGUCAUCAAAUCCUAAAGAUGUAGAAACUGGGAGCUUACGGCGCAUGGAGUAUAUGCCUUGGUGGUUUCAAGAAGAGGGACAUAACUUGCAGGAGGUUGUUUAAUGGGCUUUAACAUGCAAAUGCCAAGCGAAAAUGUAGCUAGUAAAACUAUUAUCAUUAUUAUUUCAAUAAUAUUGGAUCAAGACGGGCUUAACGAAGCAUACAUAGACGAACAUAUUUGCACAAGGGGGCAAUUUGCACAAUCAUUAUUAUCCAGAGUCUGCAGGUUGGAGGUAUAUCUCUUUGAGCUUCCAGCUUAUUUUUUAAUGUUUUACGAAGUAUCUCGGAAAUGUCUAAAGUCUGGCAUCUUUCUUGCAUGUGGGAGUGCGACAAAGACUUUCCAUUUCUUUUUCGUUAGUUGUGAACCUUGAUCUAAUAAUAUAUGGAAAUCCAAAAGAUUAUUAAGGCGAAUAUGAGCAACUUGAGGAGAAGGGCAAAAGUGCACUUGUCCAUUCGUACUGCAUUUGCCUGAUAAUAUAGAUAAUUCUGAUCCACAUCAACUGUGAAUAUUUUCAGUCUCAACGUAUCUGUUUUGUCAGACUUAUAAGUGAUCUUAUAAAAAUUAUUCUUUCUGCCCUUUCCACUAUUUGAUUGGGCAAGUAUCAAAUAUUAAAUUUACUUGUAUUAUAUAGGAAAUAACGGAACAAAAUACUAGAAUAAUUGUAAAAAGUUAUUUCGGUAGCAGAAAUGUUCCAUCAAAAUUUCGAGCAAUUAAUAAAUGUAUUUGAAUGAAAUUUAUGAACAUUGUACAAAGUAAUAUUAUCAAUGGACUAGUUAAAUAUUCUGCAUAGGUUCCUAAAUACUAGCUCCUUGGGGGUAUAAGCCGAUGCCCAAUCUUCUACUAGCCGAUGCCCAAUCUUCUACUAGAACAAUACAAAGUAUUUAUUCUCAAGUGCAACAAACAAAAUACUCCUAUUAUGGAUUGCUUAUUUAAAUGUUAGAAUUUAGACUUAAGUUAGGUUAUAAGUUAUAACAAGAAAGGACAUAUGGUGGCUUCACUUAAAUUGUAAAUAAAAUAUAAGGUCUAUCCUACUUUGAUUAUGUGUGAAAUAAGUAAGACACUUCAAUUAUUUAUUUUUUCUUAAAGAGAGUGUAAAGUAAAAAAUAGACAACUAAAAGUGAAGGAAAGAGUAUAUAUAGUAUGUAUUAAAUACUGUCUCACUUUCUUGUAUUUACUAUUUGAAAAGUCAAAGAGGUUUUUGGAACCAUGUCUUUCUUAAAUAUAUUUUUAAUAUCUUAAAUCAUUAAGUAUUAACUUAUAAUACUAUUUAUAUAGUUUUCAUGUUUGUAAAUUUUAUUUUUAAAAAUUUAUGUGCAAAUUCAUAUCGAAAAUUAAGUGUUUUAGCCCUCAUGCUUCAAACCAGGUCAAACAAAGUGGAAGUGAGGGAGUAAGAAGUAAUGAAACAAUGUUUUUGUUUAACCCGUUACAACUUUUUUAAAGGAGGUGGAGGCCGCUGAAACACGUUCCACUAUACAAUAUCUCAAGUAAGAGUGAGGAACCUUCCUCUUCCAUUAAUGUCUUUCUGCAAAAUCUUCUGCACCUCUUUCUUCUUCUUCUUCUUCUUCUUUUUCUCCUAAAAUAAUCAUAAUGGAUGACGACGACUCAUCUACUACUACUGCAUUAGGAACUCUACAAACUUGUUGCGAAAACCCACACUAUGCUUUCACCGGUAAACUCAUGCUCAUCUCUGUUCUCGUUUUCUUCUUCGUUUGUCUUCUUAUAGCCUUCUUCCACCUUUACGCCAUCCGCUUUUUCCUCCGCCGUAAUUACGCUCGCCGUAAUGCCACUUCAACCAUCACCAUUAUUUCCUCUCAAGGGCUCGACCCAUUACUGCUAAAAUCACUCCCUGUUUUUAUCUAUUCAGCGGAAUUAUACAACCCUCCGCUCGAAUGCCCUGUGUGCUUGUCCCAAUUCGAAAAUGGCGAAGCGGGUCGGGUUUUACCCAAGUGUAAUCAUUCUUUUCACAUUGAGUGUAUUGACAUGUGGUUUCAGUCUCACUCUAACUGCCCAAUUUGCCGAGCCCCAGUUCAACCAUUAGUGAGCCCGAUUGAAGUAAUGGAAAAUUCAAGUGAAGUAGAACGAGAGCAAGAAGUUGUUGUAAUGGUGGUUGAAUCUGCAUGCGAAAAAGUUCUGGUCUGUGAUUUCUCUUCUUCUGAAUCGUCGCAGUCCGAUGAUGGGAAUAAACCAGUGGGGAAUGGUUUGGAGCCAAAAGAGAAAUAGUUGGCACCAACAAUGGUCUAUGAUAAUAUAAUUUGUAAAUUCUACUUGGGUCUUACUGGUAGAUUUGAUUAUCUAUUUCAAAUCAAAUAACCUUUGCUCUGUUUUCUUUUGUUUUUCUUGAUAAGGCCAAAUAACUCCUUUCUCUGUUGAAUUUAGUAGUACAAUAUUUGGCAAUUGCAGAUUGCCUUUGCUUUAUGAGUUUAGCUAAGUAUGUAUUUUUUUUUACUCUAUCAAUUUAAAUUUACCUGCUAGCUUUAUUUA